UUUACAGACGAAAUUCAAGAAGUUCAAGGAAUUAGUUACGAAGUUUCUUGUCAUCACUUCACUCAUCAUAAUGGUGAAAGCAAGAAUUUGGACUUUAGCCAAACAGCCAAUUGGUGUACCCAGGAAGGAAGACUUUUCCUGUAUUGAAGAAGAUGUUUCUGAGUGCAAGAAUGGAGAUGUAAUUGUUGAGGCAGAAUACUUGAGUGUUGACCCUUACAUGUGUUUCAUGACCAAGAAAGUCCCUUUUGGAACUCCUAUGAUUGGCACUCAAGUUUCACGGGUUAUUGAAAGUAAGAAUCCAGCCUUGCCUGUGGGCAGCUAUGUAGUUGCACAGGCAGGUUGGUGCACACAUGCUCGUCUAACUGCUAAGAGUUUCAAAAUUGACAAUUGGUUCAAACGAUCUGAGAUACUGAUUGCUUUGGAGCCUCUUCCAAGGAGCCUUGGUCUAGGAGUCAUAGGCAUGCCAGGAAAUACAGCCUAUUUUGGAUUGCUUGAGGUGUGCAAACCAAAGGCAGGGGAGACAGUGCUUGUAAAUGCUGCAGCUGGAGCUGUUGGCAGUACAGUGGUGCAGAUUGCAAAAUUAAAAGGCUGCAAAGUGAUUGCCUUUGCGGGAUCAGAUGAGAAGGUGGCCUGGCUAAAGGAACUUGGAGCUGAUCAUGCUUACAAUUAUAAAACAAGCAGUGUUACUGACCGCCUCUCCCAAGCAGCACCUGAAAAGUUAAACUGCUAUUUUGAUAAUGUUGGUGGAAAAUUUACUGCAGAAGCACUACCUCACAUGGCUGAUUAUGGAAGAGUGGCGGUGUGUGGGUCAAUUUCAAACUACACUGAUGAUCAUAACACAGAUCCAUACUGUGAUCCUGUUGUGAGAGCUAAGAAACUUCACAUUGAAGGUCUCAAUGUCAACCGCUGGUCAAACUGGACUCAAGGGUUAGAACAGAUGAAGGAAUGGGUUCUGCAGGGCAAAAUUAAGUAUAGAGAGACUGUGUAUGAUGGAUUUGAGAAAAUGCCUGAAGCAUUCAUUGGUCUUUUCUCAGGGGAUAACAUUGGCAAGGCUGUUGUUAAAGCAUGAGGAGUGGUUUUCCUUUUGACAUUGCAUGUGUUGCUCUGUAUUUUUUUUUCUGAGGAUUGAUGUAAUCUUUUAUUUUAUGUAUUUUAAUAUUUCAAACAUUUUUGCAACAAUGUUUUUGCUUUGUUAGAUAAAAAAUAGGGAAGUUUGUUACAGACAAAUGGUUUUCAUUCAGUCAUACUGUUUUAGAAUGCUGUAUACAAUACAGAUGCUUUAUAUUUAUUUAUUCCCAAAAACAAAAUUUUAUGUUCACACACUCAUGCUUUGUUCAGAACUGCUUGUCCUGCUUAGACGGAUGAACAAACUAGUCAGAGAAAAAAGUGGGACUAUGUUCAAGUUGUCAAAUUUGACCUUGAUAGAGCAUAUCACAUUUAAUGAGUAUGGUUUAUUUGUAAGCAAAGAAGAAAGUGGAUGUUACAUAAAAAUGACUUGUGUGAUUAAACCACAUUAUUGCCUUUCAACUGUUUUCAUAUUUGAACAGGCUGGACAGAUUGUCAAUUAUCUUCUUGGAGCUUAUAUAUGUGAAAACACAUAUGCAUUAAAAUGACCUGUAUGUGCAGCCUCUCUUGGCUUGUAGCAGUUAACUUGGGUAAGUCCAUAGCUAUUUUCAUUCUGGAACUCCACAUUAAGAGAAAAUUACAUAAAAAUUAGACUAUGGCAUGAACCAUGUUUGUUUACUUGCUGAAAAUUGUGGGGGACAACUGGAUGAAGACUUUGAACAUGAAAAACUAUUCCCUCUGAGUUGCCAAGUCCUGCAUCCAAACUGGACAAGCAGUUCUAAAUGUAACAUUACUGACUUGUUAAAUGAUGUAUAGGGGUACCAUAUAGAAUUGUUUAUUGCUAAUCAUAAUGAAAUCUAAUCAUUGCCUUACAUUUUCAUAUUUUAGACUGCAAAGUGAUGAAUAGGGUAUAUGAGACUUAUGCAUGUUCCUUGAUACCAAAGACUCCCCAAAGUAGCCUUUCUAUCACACAGAUUUAUACUGAGUAGAUAGUCAUAAAACUAUAGUGGAUUGUUUUACUGAAUGGCUGGGGUGGCUUCUCAGAUGCAUGGUAUUGCAUCUAUACAGGUGAUCCUUUUUUACUGGAUGUUGAGUUACAGAGACUUUUCUUUUAAUCUCACUAUUGUUAAGUUAUAGGAAGUUGUUCAAAUCAAGGGCAUUACUGCUUUGAUUGAUAUUACCUUGCAUUCCCUCAAGAAGUUGUUGUUUUAAUUAAUGCCUUACAGACUCGCAGAAGGAAUGGAUUUGAUGGGACACUCUUAGUAUAAAUGAUUAAAGAUCACAUUUAUGACAGAGUGGAGUGUCUGGCAAUAGUGAAAGGGAGCCACCCAACUGUAAGGUCUGUGUUACCAAUGAAUUCCUAACUUUAAGGAAUGAAGAUCUUGCCACAGAAAUUUGACUACUUCACUUCAGCUAAAUCGCAGCAGCACAAUCAGAAGCAGACGAACAAACCAGCAGUAUGAGUGUCAUGAAUUGUUUCCAUUAUUGUUGUUCAUUCUGUAAUUAUUUGCUAUAGAGAUGUCCUGUGUAAUCUACACUUGACAUGGAUUUUGUUUGGUGUCUUCUCUUUUUUUUCUGUUAUCUGAAAUUAUGUAUGAAUAAAAAAAUACAAAAGCUUAAUGUUUAUCAAAUUGAUAAGGAUAUCAACUAAAGAAUGAGUUUGUAAAGUUGUAGGCUGAAAAGUAGUGAUACAAGAAGAAUUGGUUGCUGAACUAGAAGAAAUAUGGUGUAAUCGUGGCUGUGAGAAAUUAAGAUUAUUUAGGUGUAAGUAAUGAUGGUUGUGAUAAACUUAAUUGUAUAAAGGAAAGAAGAACCUUGAUCUCUGCAUUGUAGUUCAAUAGUAUUAACCAAUUGACACUGAGGUGGCAUGGCAUGACUUACAUGUCACUGAGAUUUUAGCUCAUUAAUUGUGUUUACAUGGCUACUAUUUCUACCUAUCUCAUUUGUUUAAUCCUUUUUUGUGAUUUUUGGAAAUUCUUUUUUAUUUUUUUAUUGUUGUUAAUAUUUCAGAUACAUUAUAGUAAUCAUAAUGUCACUAAUAGUAUUACUGGUAUUAAAAUCAAUUGCAUUAGAUAUUUUUUCUUCGAAAUUCUUGGAAGGGGAAGAUCAAGUGAGAUGACAAAGGGCCUACUAAUUGACUCCUUGAUGGCUGAGCACUUGUGAAGCCAUCUGCAUGUAAACAAAAAGCACAAAACAAACCUACAGUGGAUGGUACAUGUACCCAGCACCUAUGGGUUAACAGUUAGAAAAUUCAUAAUUAAAAUAAGAGAAAAGCUGUGAUUUUAGAGAAGUUGAUUUCAUGUUGGUUAUAUUUGUGCAUCUACAGCUGUGGUUUUGGGGGUUUGCACUAACCUCCUGGUGCAUAAGGUACCGCAGAUGUGAAUGGUCAUAAUUAUUGACAUAUUGUAUAUGUCAAUAAUUUAACCAAUGUGUGAUGCAUCAUAGCAGAGGGUGGUUAAACCUAUACAGAUCUGGAUUAUUGCUUUUCUUAAAUAAAAUGAACUCCACAA
Messenger RNA from Penaeus chinensis, 3575 nucleotides. Its product is annotated as prostaglandin reductase 1-like. Gene Ontology annotation, biological process: prostaglandin metabolic process. The transcript is spliced from 9 exons. Gene Ontology annotation, cellular component: cytoplasm. NCBI's taxonomy places the organism in Eukaryota, Metazoa, Arthropoda, Malacostraca, Decapoda, Penaeidae. The coding region runs from base 71 to 1069 and encodes 332 amino acids. Gene Ontology annotation, molecular function: 2-alkenal reductase [NAD(P)H] activity; 15-oxoprostaglandin 13-reductase [NAD(P)+] activity. The record is from RefSeq and is a predicted model, not a curated record.